Molecule: messenger RNA, 2727 nt
Organism: Aphis gossypii (cotton aphid)
Lineage: Eukaryota; Metazoa; Arthropoda; Insecta; Hemiptera; Aphididae
Exons: 12
Coding region: 132-2669 (845 amino acids)
Source: RefSeq, a predicted model, not a curated record
UUAUUAGAAUUAAUGUUCUUAUUUCAAUAGUUUCAUUUUCUGAUUUUCAUUAUAUUGAGUCGACUCACGGAGACUGGGUCGUGUUGUUUGUCAUUUACACGUUCCUAUUGAAGUCUAUAUUAACGGUCACCAUGACGGAUUCCGAUUUGAGUGAAAUUUCUUCCACAAGCGAUGUAAAUUAUUCGGACAUCGACUUCGAUACACCGAAUACAACGGACAUGAAGUUCAGUGACGUCAGUGACUACCCAUGUGAUGAAAGUUCUGUUGGGAAUAUUUCAUUUGAAAAAAAAAAAAAACUAGGUGUGAGAUCAUUGGACCAGGAUUCGCCGUCAUCGUUUUCAGAAAAUGAAUUAGACGCUGUGUCGUUAUCUUCAUAUGUAACGAGUUAUGGAAAUACCAGCCAGUAUGAUACUAAAUGUGCUGUUAUAUUGUGUAAUUCAAAUGCAAGAAAUCAGUUUGAUAAAUUAUUUUUCAUCAAUUUUCCUAGGGAUAAUAAAAGUCUUUGUGAAAUUUGGUGGAGAUUAUGUGGACACCAUGGUUUGUUUAAUCCUUCGUCAAAGAUAUGCUCUAUUCACUUUAAAGCAGACGAUUUUACUUCUAAUAUGGUAAGAAGAGAUGGAAAACUCUAUAGACAAACUAUUUUGAAAAAUAAUUAUAUUGUACCAACUCUUUAUCUACAACCAUAUGAGUAUGCAAAGUUUACUAGAAAACGGAAAAAACGUGUUAAUGGUAUUAGCAAACACAAGAAAUCAAAAUCAAUUGAUGUAUGUGUAAUUCAAGGCUGUAAGAAAACUUCUUUUAAAAAUGGGAAAACUACAUUAUUUUUCAAAUUUCCACUUGAAAAUAAAUUUCUGCUUAAAAAAUGGUUAAAUAAUAUCGGAUUGCCUUAUUGGAAGCCAUUAAAAACUAAUCGAAUAUGCUCUGAUCAUUUUGAAAGUUAUUACAUUGUGAAGAUUGAUGGUGUUUAUCAACUUAAAAAGUAUGCAGUUCCAUCAAUAAAAGCAAAAAACUUGUUUGUCAUGAACCACACAAAUAACAAUAAUGGGAAGUUCAAAACAUCUGUUAAUGAUCCCAUUAGUCCAUCUGAUUUUAAUAGGCUAGAAUUUAAUAUGGUAGAUAAAAAUACUUUAGUAGUCGAAGAAAAAAAAAGAAAAAAUGGUAAUAUUAGAAAAACUAAUUUACUAACUUCAUUAGAACGUAAGAUAAAUCAACAACUAAAGAAAUAUGAUAAAAUACUUGAAGCUACAUCACUUACAAAUUCUCCAGUAUUGCAAGAUAGUGAUAAAGAAGAACAUUUCUUAACAAAAUGCAAUAAAACAAAUGUUGAGGAAACAUUGGAUGAUGUCAAUAAUUUUAAAGAAUUACAAUCUACUAAGAAGACUAAUUUAAGUUUAACAAAACAAUAUCUAGAAUCAUUUGAGAAAGAAAUUGCAAAAGAAAGAGAAAACAUAAAUGGAAAUUUAAAUAGUAAUGACAUUGAUUUAGAAUAUGUCUAUUUGGAUAUAUUAAAUGAUGUUAAUAUGAAUGCAAGUGGUGUGAUGGAAGUUCAACCUACAUGUGAUACAAACAAUAGCUUAAAUGUUAAAAAUAAUACAGAUGAAUUGGAAUUUGAAACGAGUAAAAAUGGUUUGAAUAGUAUGUCUGUAGAAUCAAUGAAGGAAAAUAUAUUGUUUGAAGAAAAAGAAGAGAUGAAUAAAAUUUCAAAUAAUAAUGAUAUUGAUUUGGAAUAUGUUUAUAUGGGUAUGUUAAAUGAUGAAAGUAUGAUGGGAGUACAACCUAUAUAUGAUACUAACCUUAGUAUAAAAGAUGAAAGUAAUGUAACUGAAACAGUAUUUGAAACAAAUAAAAAUAAUUCAAAAAAUACAAUUGUAGAAUCACCAGUGCUUAAAAUUGCUGAAGAAAUUCCUGAUUCUAUCAUUUAUGAUCAAGUUUUAUCAGAAUGUUAUGGAGAAAUGCUUCCACCUUAUUGUGACCAAAAUUGCCAGCUAAAAUGUUAUUAUUCUGUACCUGGUCCCCAACGAAGAGAAAUUUUUAAUGAAUUCAAUAAAUUGCAAAAUGUGAUUGAACAGAACUGUAAAAUUGCUCAAUUAGUACAAUUGGUUAUGGUUGAAAAUAUAGAAAGUAAUUUUGAAAGGUUUGUGACAUACCAUUUAACUAUGAAUAAGGAAUCUGUAAAGGUUUGCCAAUUGUUUUUUAUUAAUACAUUGGGUAUUUCUGAACACCGUCUUGAUGCCAUUUUGAAACCCGUCAAUUACAAUUGGUAUAUAAAUAGUGAUGCUGCAUUAAAAGCCAAUGUUCCAAAAGAAGCAACCACAAUAAAUGAGCAAAUUAUAAUCACAAAUUUUGUGAAAGAAUCUUUAAAAUUGUUAGAUAAGGAUUACAAUUUAUAUGUCCCUGAGAGUGAUACAGAAAUAGAUCUGGAAAAUGUACCAUCCCAAGAACAAGAAAAAGUGUUAAUGUAUAUAAAAAGUAUUCCUAGAAUUUUAUGUGUACCCAAAUUCCCUGGAGAUGUAAAGAAACAAUUAUUUGAAACCAGUAUUUGUAUGGGGUACAUGUAUAAAACAUAUUCUGAAAAUUAUAUUAAAAAUAAAAUUCCGCCGCCAUAUACAAAACGUCAGUUUAAGAAAAUCUAUAACCUGUAUAUGAAGUCUCACUUAAAAAUGGUUUGAAUUCAAAUUAAUUUUUUUACAGUUAUAUUUUUAUAUGAAUACAGUUUAUAGAAAAGAA